CGUGGUCGUCUUUUACAGUCGUCCUCAUGUCCUACCUCUAACUCCUUUCCACGUCUUGAGACUUGAGACUGGCAUAGUCAACAAACCGAGGACAUUACAUUCCAGACAAGAUGCUUGAGACUGCGAAGAAGAGCUCUUGAUGUUUGGCUGGUCGUCGAGAGCGAACUGAGCUUCGAGCUCCUCGGUUGACGCCAUACUCUGUCGUCAGCAGAGGAUGGCAUCGGUCAGCCGUGCGUUAGAAGCGGCGAGGCUGACAAGGAUCUAUCGUAAGGGCGCCACAGAGCACAUUUAAACACGCAGUUACCCUACGCAAUAAGACGCCAGAUACAUCCCCAGUACGCGAGCAUGAGCUCUGCCGCGACAAAUAUCCACGAGCUCGGGACGGCAGACGGCUGGCACGGCGUCAUCUCGCCCGACGGGCCCUUCCCCCCAGAGACAGGCCGCUACCACCUGUACAUCGGCCUCUUCUGCCCCUUCGCGCACCGCGCGAACCUCGUGCGGCACAUCAAGGGCCUCACGGACUUCAUCGACGUCAGCAUCGUCAAGCCGUACCCGAAAGGGGACGAGAAGGGCUGGCCGGGAUGGCGGUUCCCCGGCAGCGCCGACGAGUACCCCCGCGCGACGGUGGACAAGCUAUUCGGGAGCGAGUAUCUGCAUGAGGUGUACUUCAGGGCGGAUAAGGAGUAUAAGGGGCGGUAUAGUGUGCCGCUGCUGUGGGACAAGAAGACGGGGACGAUCGUCAACAAUGAAUCAGCCGAACUCCUCCGCUGGCUGCCGACUGCGUUCAACUCCCUCCUGGACGAGGAACACGCCAAGAUCGACUUGUACCCCGAAGCUCUCCGCGCGCAGAUCGACAGCAUAUCCGACUGGAUGCAGCGCGACCUCAACACCGGCGUGUACAAAGCCGGCUUCGCCAAUUCUCAGCAAGAGUACGACAAGAACGUCAUCGCGCCCUUCGCUGCGCUGAACAAAGUGGAGGAGCUGAUCGCGAGCAACAGCGGUCCAUACGUGCUGGGCAAAACGCUGACUGAGCUGGAUAUCCGGCUGUAUGCGACCGUGGUCCGGUUUGACACGGUGUACGUGCAGCACUUCAAGUGCAACAUAGGGACGAUCCGGCAUAACUACCCCGUCAUCAAUAACUGGCUAAAGAAUCUGUAUUGGAAUGUCCCGGCUUUCAGGGAUACUACGGAUUUCUUGCACAUCAAGGAGAACUAUACCAAGAGUCACUACGACAUCAACCCUAAGGCCAUCACGCCCAUGGGUCCCUUCCCCGACGUUGAGGAGGGCGUUGAAGAGGACUUCAACAAGUUGAAGCCGGGAGGAGUGAAGUUACCCGCGGUCCUCGAUUAUUAAUCAAGGUUGUAAUAUCGGAGUGCACAUAUUAUUGGACGUCAGGACUAGAUAACCGCAGAAGGUCCUGAUCUUACGCCCAGCGACGGACCAGCAGUCAUUGGACUUUGAUUCAACUAUGUACAUUGCAGCACUCUGAUAACAUGGUACAAUGAAGCGAUUCGUGUCAAGGCAUAUUCACGGUCUGCAUAUACGAGAAAUCAAAGGUUCUCAUAGAUAUCAACUACAGAUAUUCAUUUUGAAUUCAAGAAGUAGAUCGCUAGCAUAGAUAAUUAGGAUCAUGGGCGACCAGAACUUCCAAGAGUCGGGUAUCGUCUAUCGUCCCUCGGAUCAGGAGGAUACGGCCUACCAGCGUAAGGGGGAGGAGAUCUAGGUGGGGGAGGAGCCCGCCUGUCGUAUGAGUUAUAUCUGACGGGAUCCGUCAGUGUCCUCUCGCGCACGUAUUCGCGAUCUCGUGGAGGGCCGCCUGAAGCGUAUCCCACAGGGCGGUCGUAGUAACUCGCGCUAGUCGUGGGAGGCGGCGUUGCCGCCCUAGACGCGUAUUCAGAGGAUGAUACCAAGGGGUCCCGUCGGGGAGGCGAGUAUAUGCCUGAACCGGUGCUAUAGGGUUCAUCACGGGACCUCUUGUACGGUGGAGGCCGUA
Gloeophyllum trabeum ATCC 11539 is the source of this 1993-nucleotide messenger RNA. RefSeq names its product cell wall organization protein/glutathione transferase. Gene Ontology annotation, cellular component: cytoplasm. Bases 346 to 1353 code for a protein of 335 amino acids. Lineage: Eukaryota; Fungi; Basidiomycota; Agaricomycetes; Gloeophyllales; Gloeophyllaceae. The record is from RefSeq and is a predicted model, not a curated record. The transcript is spliced from 5 exons. Gene Ontology annotation, molecular function: glutathione transferase activity.